Messenger RNA from Sporothrix schenckii 1099-18, 2298 nucleotides. Its product is annotated as G patch domain-containing protein 1. NCBI's taxonomy places the organism in Eukaryota, Fungi, Ascomycota, Sordariomycetes, Ophiostomatales, Ophiostomataceae. Bases 1 to 2298 code for a protein of 765 amino acids. Gene Ontology annotation, cellular component: nucleus. The record is from RefSeq and is a predicted model, not a curated record. The transcript has a single exon. Gene Ontology annotation, biological process: mRNA processing. Gene Ontology annotation, molecular function: RNA binding.
AUGUCCAAGAGGUCGCGUGCGCUCUACGAGGCCGACCUCCAAGCACAGCAGUCGCCCUACGUCGCCUUUGGCAGCGCACUCCCGCCGAUCGACCCCAGCGUGCGCGACGAUGGCUCGUACGUGCCGGUGUGGAAGCAGGAAGUGAGGGACGCGCAAGGCCGCCGCCGCUUGCACGGGGCGUUUACCGGCGGCUGGAGCGCCGGGUACUACAACACCGUCGGCUCCAAAGAAGGAUGGACGCCUUCGUCGUUUGUGUCAUCGCGGACGAAUCGCCACAAGGACAGCCCGCAUGCCGCCCAAGGUUUUCGGCCGGAGGACUACAUGGACGAGGAAGACCUGGCCGACGCCGAGGAGGCGCGCACGAUCCACACGUCGGGCGGGUUUGUUGGCCUGGGCCUGACGGCGGACGACACGUCACGGCCCGGGCCAGGCAGCGGUGAUCUUCUCGCCGGCCUGUUUGGCGGCGCGCGGGGCGACACCAUGGGCACGAAGCUGCUCAAGAAGAUGGGCUGGAAAGAGGGGCAGGGCAUUGGGCCCAAGGUCCGCCGCAGCGCACGGCUCGAUGUCGGUGGCAGCCGGGCCGACGGCAAACCCACGAAAUCGGGGACGUACCUCUUUGCGCCCGAAAAUGUCGCCAUGAUCCGGCUCGUCAAGAAGACGGACCACAAGGGUCUGGGGUUUCAGGGAGAAGGCCGGCUGGGAUCGACUGCAUCGCGAGGGGACGCCAACAGCGACGACGAUGACAGAAGCGACGACGAUGCCGACAGGGCCGACAGGGACGACAACGGCAUCACACGCGGCUUGUUCAGCCGAUCCAAGUUCCUUGGCGGUAAAACAAAGGGCAAGUCGGCGAGGACGGGCGGCAUCGGUCUAGGCGUGCUCAACGAUACGGGGUCGGACGAUGAAGACCCUUAUGAUAUGGGCCCGCGAAUCUCCUUCAACCGUGCGAUUGGCGGCGACAAGAAGAAAAAGAAGUCCAAACACGCCAGCAGCUUGCGCGACAACAGCGAAGCAGGCGACCGCAGCACCGUUGUCAAGCCCAAAGUGGUCUUUUCGCGGUCAUCAGGCCUGGGGAGGGGCGCGGCUCGGGUGUGCCACGACGGCCGCCCGCCAUUGCAAGGCUUUGUGCUGGGAAAGAGAGCAGACGCAUUGACCGCAGAUGCCAGCACCUCCUCCAAGUAUCCGCCGCCGGUGAUUCCGCCUGGAUGGAAGUCAUCCAAGCAGCCCCGCGGCGAUGCGGCGACGGCAAGCGCCGGUACGCAGGUGCAGGCCGACGGGGCCUACCGGUCGAUGGCAGACGCUGCCAAGGCAUCUACGCUCAACCCCAAAGCGCGUGCGGCGGUGCUGGGCGAAGCCCAGCUACCUGGCAAGUCUGUGUUUGACUUUUUGUCGCCCGAGGCGCGCGACCGCAUUGCCGCCGCCACGGGCCGCCAGGACCUGCCCGAGGCACGCAGCGAGAUCCCGGCCGAGUAUGCUCUGAGCGAGCAGGAGAAGCGCGACCAGCUUCUCCAGGCCGUGCCAUCGCUCGACAAGGCGACCGCCGUGGCCGCCAUUACACGGGGCGCCCGUGGCGGCGGGCCCUACCAGGACAACGAAGCCAAGCGGUCGCGGUACCGGGCGUACCUCGAGUUCCAGGCCGGCAUUGCCCCAGCACUGCCGCCCAAGCCGGCGGGCAUGAAGGACGACGACUGGCUGCGCGAGGCGCACGAGUUUUUCAAUUGUGCACGCAUUUUCAAACCCAUGUCGGGGCUCAUGGCCUCGCGGUUUACGACAUCGACGUCGGCGUCGUCGUCGGCCAUGAGCACGGCUGCGGCGGCUGCCGACGGCGACAAGGCGGCCAACCUCGUCACGCGCCCAGCGCCCAAGGUGCAAGACCCGGCCGAAGAAGCAGCCAAGAUGGGUAUGUACGGGCCGGUGACACGGACGGUCGGCGAGUUCUUCCCGACGCGGCUGCUGUGCAAGCGAAUGGGCGUCAAGCCGCCGGACAUUGUGCAUCCGGAUGUCGACGCAAACGUGGGCUCAGGCUACGGUCACGGCCAGUCCAGCUCGUCGCCGUGGACCAAGACCUCGCACAGCAGCAGCAGUUCCAGCGCGGCUGCGCCGCCGCCGACGACAACGCGGAGCAACCAAUCGUCGGAAUCUGCUGCACCACAGUCGGCACCGGCAGCCGAUGCAAUCGCAGAUGCAGCCGCAGCAGUACCUAUCCAGCCUGGUCACAACGAAGCACUUGAAGGGAAGCGAGCUGGGGAAGAUGUAUUUCGAGCUGUGUUUGGCGACAGCGACGACGAUGACGACUAG